AUUCCCUGCGGCAACGUUGAUAGGAGCGACUCUACCGCCACGAUUAGUAUCGACGUUUAAACACAUGUGAGUAAUUUUAGGCAAUACUUCAACUGCCCUAUUUUGAGACGAGCAUAGCGCGCUACACUAUUUUUUGAUGGAUGUUAAAAGGAUGAAAAAGCGCAGUUUCGCGGUUGAAGUAAAAUUUGAUGUCGUCGAGGCUUCCAAGGCACCUUGCGUUCUGUAGCCCGCCAGUACAUCAUUGAUCAUAAUUGUGUGCGUGCAUGGCGAGAUAAAGAGACAGAGCUGAAUAAACGCAUCGUAGAUACAGGCGACACAGAGCAGUUUAAGAAACGUAGGACAGCGAUUGAGACUAGAGUGGACCUGGAAGUGAUUCAAAAUAUUGGUGAAUGCAGCAAGAGACAGUGAUGUCAGUUCAGGGAAAGCAUCAGUCGACGUAAACUGCAAAUUAUAUGCUGGUGGGAUUUAAGGGGACGGAAGGCGUUUUUUCGGAGGUUGCGGCCAGGGUGGCGUUUGAGGUGUUGCGAGCAGCCGAGGCGCUGACGCCGAACGACUUUAUGACGGUGGGUUUGUCUCACAUUAACGACGUGGUGGAAGCCGUAGAAAGAAACGAGCUGGCAUAUGGAGUAUUGCCCGUCGAGAUUUGAUCUCUGCCACUUUCCAUGGCAAUUUAGACCGACUUGUGAACUAAAAUUAAAAAACGUCUGUGAGGUGUCUUGUGUGCAGAUGCUGUGGCUCUGCGUGUUUCCAGGGGUAACUAUGAUUAAAACUAAGCAGCCAUCAUCACAUCCGGCCGUCCUGGAUCAUUUAGAGAGCCACAUUUGCGCCAUGGAGCUUAAACUGGGUAGAAUAUUCGAGCGCAAUGCAGCUUAGGAUAGCGCCGGUGCUUGCCAACCAGUCAAGCAGGAAGCAAUGCGGCAUAUGGCUGCAAUAGCUAGCGGACAGGCUGCACUUGCGCACUGGUUGGUUGUCUUGGAACAUGGAAUUGGAGACGAACACCCGUUAUAUGAUCUGCUGACGGCAGGACGCCACACCGCUGCCGGUAGGAGCAGCUACAAGAUUUUGAAGUAUCAGCACUCAGGUUUCUAUCGCAACAAAAUCGAGCAUCGUUCUAGCUGUCCCGAAUGAACCUCAAGCACUUUCAGAAUUGUCUUGAUCUUCGCACAUCGCAAUAUAAUGAUUGCAAAGAUUGAGAUUCAUCCUGCAGCCACCGCUGGUAACCUAUUUACAGCUCAGACGAUGCACUGAUUAGUUGUCGUUUGAGCUUAUCUCACUCACAUGCAGGGACUACAUCUUCUAUAUAGAUUACAUCACAGUAUCGUUUCCAUGCGGCAGUAUUUCAAAUGAAAGCUCCUUACGCAGAAACUGGAAGUUGAGUUGCGAUCUCUCGUUCAAUUACAUUCUUUGAAGUGCGGUGCAAGUACUGGGAUGCGGAGACUUCAGAUCAGGACACCCGCUAUUAGAUGAAUGGGAUGCACCAAAUGUGAGGAACCUUGGCACCUUGAAAGUCCCGUGCUUGACGAUAGAGAAAUCUGAGCGAGCAUGUAUAGUUUUGUUGAAGUCGUGGCAGUGCAAACACACUCUCAUUGACGCGAAAUAAAGGUAGCAUGUUCUUGUACAUGUUCUUAAAUUUAACAUCACUCAAUUACAAAUUACUUCUCAAAAAGUUAGCGUCGUAUGUUAGCGAGAACAACCAUGCAGCUUACACUCGAUUGUAAUAAUGAAAAGACGAUAGGUGCGUUUCGUUUAAAGGUGUUCAAAAUUCGUCUUUUCCCGCUAGCAAAGAAAGUUUUACUCGGGCUU
Molecule: messenger RNA, 1803 nt
Organism: Plasmopara halstedii
Lineage: Eukaryota; Oomycota; Peronosporomycetes; Peronosporales; Peronosporaceae
Exons: 1
Coding region: 453-647 (64 amino acids)
Biological process (GO): L-phenylalanine biosynthetic process
Molecular function (GO): prephenate dehydratase activity
Source: RefSeq, a predicted model, not a curated record